AUGGCGACAGCUCCAGUGGCCUUGCCACAGCAAGGAGUGGCAUCUCGAGAGUUUUACUUUGCGGGCCAUGUUCCCAGUCAUCUUCGUGCUUUCAAUGGAGACUCGUUCUUUUCUUUGGAGAGUCAGCGAUGGAUGGCAUCGUGCACGGGCGAAAGGAUCAAUUUUGAUCGAUUCUGCUCACUCGGUCUGCCUUGGCAACGCCCACAACACUACGGCUUUGAGGCUACUGAACAGUUCUUCAAGCGCCACUGUCACCCCGACCUUCCUGACCGGAAUGUACUCUUCUCUUUUGUUACUCACUAUAGGUCAUCCUUUGCAAACCGUUGGUUUCCUUUCAUCCACCCUACUCUUUUUGAGUAUACGGUAAAGGCUGCAUACGAUCAUCAGCAGUCAAUUUAUUCGCCUCAUAUCCCAAGUGCCACAGCCUGUGUCUUUGCCUUCAUGGCAUUUAUGAGCUCAUCUUCAAGCAUGACGAAACCGCCCAUGAAUAUCGACGGUCAGAAGUAUGGUCAUGAAGCACAAUAUCUUCUCUCGAAGAUCUUUGAUAGUACAGCCACCUUGGAUGGAAUACAAACGCUCCUCAUGAUUACUCUCGACCGUUCUCUGCGAUUCGGCGAUACCUCCUUCAUUGAAGUGUUGUUCUCUGCUGCUACACGUUUCAUCUUCACUUUGCGAGGAAACCAGUACAAACACAUUUUACAAGAUAUGAAUGUGUUCAACGUACACUGUAGAUUUCUAUUCUGGCUGGCCUAUGUGUUCGAUAAGGAGAUGUCUACACGGACGACUCGCCCUCCAUCGAUAUGCGAUGAUUACUGUGAUUUGACGUUUCCGAGUAAGGAGGAGAUCGCCAUAGAAUUCGACCUUCCCAUUUCCCAAACCGAAGGAGACACUCUACUCCUUCUGUUUCCUACCGACCUCGGCCUCAGCCUUAACCAAUCAAGAAUAUAUACAAGCCUUUAUUCACCUAGAGCGCUACAAAUGUCAGAUGCAGAGCUGUUGAAAGCCAUCCGAGAGCUUGAUGAUGCUAUGGAUGAAUGGUAUAACCGCCUGCAACUGCAACACACAUUUGACCGGCUUCUCUCUGGAGGGAUAGCUUCACAUGAGGAGGUAGCCCAUCGCUUUACGUUUAUCCGUUUGCAGCGUUAUUGUUGUAUUGCUGCUAUUCAUCAAAUGAGCACCGGAUGCGCAGCAUGGAUGGAAGACCAAAGUUGGCGACUGGUAGGGAUAAACCUGAGCCUGGAGGUUGCCAUGAAUGCUAGCCGUUCUCUUCUACGGGAGUUUCUCGAGGUUCUUGAUUGGGCCCAGAGGGAUUCAUUCUGGGUUUUCUACAUCCUAUCCCCUGUGAUGACAGUCUUCUGUAGCAUACUUAGGAGUCCCGAAGGGCCAAAAGCUAACGACGAUCUCGCUCUCCUCGAAACAGUUGCAGAGCGUUUUCGUGUAUUAGCGGACACUCAAGAAUUUCUAGGUUCAUUUCAAGAUGGGAAGUUAUUGAAGGACUUUAUAUCUGAGUUGCAGCGUCUUGCGAAAUGUGCCAUAUUAUACCGAGGGAGCUAUGCGCUUGCCUAG
Messenger RNA from Aspergillus pseudonomiae, 1566 nucleotides. Its product is annotated as fungal specific transcription factor domain-containing protein. The transcript has 3 exons. Lineage: Eukaryota; Fungi; Ascomycota; Eurotiomycetes; Eurotiales; Aspergillaceae. Gene Ontology annotation, molecular function: DNA binding; zinc ion binding. The record is from RefSeq and is a predicted model, not a curated record. Gene Ontology annotation, biological process: DNA-templated transcription. Bases 1 to 1566 code for a protein of 521 amino acids.